AAAAGAAAGAAAAAAGGGGUGGGUUGGGGAGCAGACAGGCAGAGGACUGAAAGCCUGAAGGCCUGAGCAAGUUGAGGGUUCUAGGGGUCCACCCCUCACCCACCAAACCUGUCUUCCCCUUCGUGGUUUCUCCAGCCCCGCCCUCACACCCUCCUCCUCGAUCUGCACGGCUUCCUGCCUCCAUGCCUCUCCAGACUGCACCAGCAUGGCACUGACUACCCACCCCUCCUGCCUCCUGGCCCUGUUGGUGGCAGGCCUAGCCCAAGGCAUCAGAGGCUCCCUUAGGGCCCAGGACCUCAGUCCCCAGCCGCUGGAGCUGAAAGAGGCCUUCAAGCUGUUCCAGAUCCAGUUCAACCGGAGUUACUUGAGCCCAGAAGAGCAUGCUCACCGCCUGGACAUCUUUGCCCACAACCUGGCCCAGGCUCAGCGGCUGCAGGAGGAGGACUUGGGCACAGCUGAGUUUGGGGUGACUCCAUUCAGUGACCUCACAGAGGAGGAGUUUGGCCAGCUCUACGGGUAUCGGAGGGCAGCUGGAAGGGUCCCCGGCAUGGGCAGAGAGAUAGGGUCCGAAGAGCCACAGGAGUCAGUGCCUUUCACCUGUGACUGGCGGAAGGUGGCCGGUGCCAUCUCACCCAUCAAGGACCAGAAAAACUGCAACUGCUGCUGGGCCAUGGCAGCGGCAGGCAACAUAGAGGCCCUGUGGCGCAUCAAUUUCUGGGAUUUCGUGGAUGUCUCCGUGCAGGAACUGCUGGACUGUGGUCGCUGUGGGGAUGGCUGCCGUGGUGGCUUCGUCUGGGACGCGUUCAUAACUGUUCUCAACAACAGCGGCCUGGCCAGUGAAAAGGACUACCCGUUCCAGGGCAAAGUCAGAGCCCAAGGGUGCCACGCCAAGAAGUACCACAAGGUGGCCUGGAUCCAGGACUUCAUCAUGCUGCAGAACAGCGAGCACAGAAUUGCCCAGUACCUGGCCACUUACGGCCCCAUCACCGUGACCAUCAACAUGAAGCCCCUGCAGCUAUACCGGAAAGGUGUGAUCAAGGCCACACCCACCACCUGUGACCCCCAGCUUGUGGACCACUCUGUCCUGCUGGUGGGUUUUGGCAGCCUCAAGUCAGAGGGGAUAUGGGCAGAGACAGUCUCAUCGCAGUCUCAGCCUCAGCCUCCACACCCCACCCCAUACUGGAUCCUGAAGAACUCCUGGGGGGCCCAGUGGGGAGAGAAGGGCUACUUCCGGCUACACCGAGGCAGCAAUACCUGCGGCAUCACCAGGUUCCCGCUCACUGCCCGUGUGCAGAAACCGGAUGUGAAGCCCCGAGUCUCCUGCCCUCCCUGAACCCACCUGGCCCCCUCAGCUCUGUCCUGUUAGGCCAGCUGCCUCCUCGCCAGCCCUACCCCCAGGUUUUUGCUCAUCUUCCCAAUCUCAAUACAGCCUGAAUAAACCAAGACAAGACGUCUG
Molecule: messenger RNA, 1456 nt
Organism: Macaca mulatta (Rhesus monkey)
Lineage: Eukaryota; Metazoa; Chordata; Mammalia; Primates; Cercopithecidae
Gene: CTSW
Product: cathepsin W
Biological process (GO): proteolysis
Molecular function (GO): cysteine-type peptidase activity
Source: RefSeq, a predicted model, not a curated record